GUCUUCUGGGCGUUCGCAAGUCGCAAAAGCGAGCUUCUAGGGCGUCAAACCCUGGCGAUACAAGGACACAGUCGGCGAGCGACGCACCAAGUCAAGGGACGACGGCCAACUUACUUGGACUCGGUGAUCCGUCAGACCAGCGUCCAAUGACUGUCGAUGCUGGUCUCCCGGGUUUUGUCAAGGCCCUUCCUGCUCAUUUGACAGCUGAAGACACUGAAUAUUUGCGUCAUAGGGGCAUAUUCCAGAUCCCAGCAACAGGAUGUCGAAACGAAAUUCUACGAGCGCAUUUUCAAUUCGUCCAUCCACUCAUGCCACUCCUAGAUAUCGAGAGCUUCAUAGGCCCGAUGCUACAGAGCAGUCCACCAGAGAAGAUUAGCCUGCUUCUACUUUACGCUGUCCUAUGCUCUGGAGCGGCACAUGUCGAAAUCGGGGUGUUGCACGCUCUGGGCUAUCAAAGCAGGAAAGCGGCUCGAAAGGCUUUCUUCGAUAGAGCACGGCUACUCUAUGAUUUCGACUGCGAACCCGAGCGGGUGUCAUUGGUCCAGGCGUUUCUGCUGAUGACAUAUUGGUGGCAUACAGGGACGCAACACAAAGACCGCAGGUUCUGGAUUCGUGAGGGCGUGAGUCUCGCGCUAGACCUGGGACUUGGGAUGGACCUUGACAACUGCGGCUCAAAACAAAAACGGCUUAUGAAGCGGAUUUGGUGGUGCUGUUUCAUGCGCGACCAAUUCGUUGCCCUCAUGACAUGGACUCCGGCUCAUCUCGGCGCCAGGCAUCGUAACCUUCCGAUGUUGACGUUGGAAGACUUUGAGGUGCAAGCUUUCUCAGAUCCAAUCGUGGACAACUUUGGACAAUGGCCGUUGGUCAAUAGCAGGGAAACAAGAGUGCAGCUGGCGACUUUGUGCAUUGAGAAGGCGAAGCUAUGCGUAUGCAUCAAUCGAAUCCUGGAGGCCCGAUAUUCAAGUCGCCGCCUGGAGGCAGAAACCCAGAUGGUCACUAUUCUUGUUCCCAAGAGAGCUGCAGUGAACCAGUAUGAAGUGAUUGAACAUGAUCACGAGCUCCAAGCAUGGUACCACAAUGUUGUCGACAGCAGCACUCUGGAUCUCCGGGAUGCGGUCACAGCAGGCCCUGAUGUGGUAUCAAUACAAAAGGGACAUCUGAAGCUUUUGUUCCUUACCGCACUGCUCGCCCUCCAUCGACCGCAAGCAGUGGACGCAUUCGACGUACGCUUGAGUGCGUCCCAGGAGCUGUCAAGUAGGAAACUCCGCGAAACAGCUGAAGAAGUAGCGCAUGUUGCGAAACGCAUCCAAGAUUUGGAGAUGGGAACCCACAUGAAUCCAAAAGGUGUCAGUCUCUAUCUUCCUAUACUACUCGUUCACCUACAGGACAUCAGACCCGAGACUGGGACUCUGAAGAAGUCCAGGUUGGAAAAGUAUCAUGAUUGUAUGAGGAUCUUGGAUUCCAUUGGCGGUGAUGCUGUGCCUGAGAAUCUUCUCCCGAUGAAGCUGGAGGCAGCCUUCCGCACGCUCAAUGUGCUCCCUUCGACAAGAUGCACGAUUCCGAGGCAGCUUCGCAUGAGUGGCGAACAGUUUCCAGCUUCUGGCAACGAGCCGAUCUCGCUGCUGUCUAACCUCGGUGUUGUGACUCAGUUCGAGAUGGAUUUUCUACAAGAUCUUAGUGCAUGCGCUGUCAAUGCCGGCUCCGGUUCGAUCCAGCCAAGGUUCGAGCGUGGAGGAGAGCCUCGGCAGGAGGAACGAGAAGCCACCGGACGACUUGUUAACGACAACACCGUGUAG
Exophiala xenobiotica is the source of this 1796-nucleotide messenger RNA. RefSeq lists its product as uncharacterized. The record is from RefSeq and is a predicted model, not a curated record. NCBI's taxonomy places the organism in Eukaryota, Fungi, Ascomycota, Eurotiomycetes, Chaetothyriales, Herpotrichiellaceae. Gene Ontology annotation, biological process: DNA-templated transcription. Bases 147 to 1796 code for a protein of 549 amino acids. Gene Ontology annotation, molecular function: zinc ion binding; DNA binding. The transcript has 2 exons.